AUGCAGCAACCCACGGAUUCGCAAUUCCCCUCCUCUACCCCAGGAUCGCUUCUGCCGCUGGACGAGGACACUAAGCUCUGCCUGUCGCUCAUCAACGCUCCGACCUCCACGGGCAACCUUACUCUUCCUGGUGCUAGCGCGGAGAGUACGACUACCCUCGUAGAGAAGCUCAAGCACAACUUCCUUCACCACAAUGUGUUCUUCGACGGGAAGAUCUUUCACAACCAUGCUAUGGACCAUAUCCUCGCCGUCUACGCGCUGGGCGGCUCUCCUGAGGCUAUCGAAGAAGCUUACAUCUCCCAUGACUACAACGAGGCCGUUCGUCCCAGCCCGCAUCGCAUCUCCGAUGACAACUUCAUGGAACACUUGGGCGACCCCGAUUACUUCUAUGCAUACACCGUCUACUUCUGCAAGGAACUCAAGAAGUCGUCGCCAACCGAAGUCUUGAACAAGUACAUCUUCGGACCCGCCUACAACUCCAACACGAACGCAGCGAAGGAGCAGCCUGCUAUGCUCGACCGUCUGCUCGCCGGCGUUCUUCAUCCCAUCAUCCACGUCGGUUAUGGUGUAGAAUACGGUAUCACGCAGCAAAUCGCGGACGGACUCUCGUAUACCGCUGUUCAUCCCGCAUACCAGAAAUCGAUACUGCCGGACGAGUUCUUCAACGCCGCGGAUCCACUACUACGGGGUCUUUCGUCGACCAAGCCAUCAGCAUCGCAGCCUCCAUUUCUGUCACUCCUUUCCGAGCUCUUAUCAGACCCAAGGCUGACGGCGGAGGCUCUGAAGCUUCCUCACGAGAACUACCCCGGUGGUCCGUCAUACGAAGCUGUACUCCGUUCCAACGCUGGCCAAGUGGUGAUGGAGCUCGUGAACAAGUGGUACGACUCGUGGAUCGUUGGCGUGAGCGACGAAGAACUGGAAGAUCGCCUUGAAGGCAUGGUUGAGGACGUUCUGUUAGGAGGUGCGGUGAUGUACGGGAUUGGGGGAUACGCCGCGAAAGGAGACCGAGUGUUCAACGCAGACUUCAUCACGAUGCACUUCGUCACUUCAGCGAACUUCAUUCCGUGCCUCUGCCUCCGGCCCGAGCAUACGCGCGCUCAGGCGCUGAAUCCUCCCCUUCCGCUCAGCUCGCGGCUUCUCCUGCUUCGUGCCUAUCUGUCCAGCACUAUGCUUUGGCUUCUCACGCGCCCGAGCCCACCCAUCGCUUCGAUUACAUCAGCGAUUCCGGCGUUCUACGCCGCUACCGACCCUCUUCUUGCGCUUGCGCCACCUUCCCACGCAUACGCUCCUGGUGCACCGCCGAAGCGCGAGUUCUUUGAUCACACUAGGCAGAAGACGAUGCCCGCGGGAUCGCGCGCUUGGCCGCGCGUCUUCAUCAAUGCCGCUGCUCACCCGAAUGAACAUCUCCCCAAGCUCGUGCGCGCUCUGGGUGCCGCGGAUACUUGGUACGGUCGGCGCGCGCGGGGAGAAUACGGCGGUACACUGGAAGGCUCAGAGCUUCUUGAUGGAACUGUGUUCAUACGAUGUGCUCUUCUGAGCAUGGAGCGCCUCGGGUGGGCUGUGGAGGAUGGGCCCAAGGUGUUGUGGGAUCGAGAUGGGUACAGGUCGGCCGCCGAGUGA
This is a messenger RNA of Peniophora sp. CBMAI 1063, 1620 nucleotides long. The record is from the annotation of a GenBank genome assembly. Lineage: Eukaryota; Fungi; Basidiomycota; Agaricomycetes; Russulales; Peniophoraceae.